GUUCAUCACUGUUCAACACUGAUUCCACUUCUUUCCGAAACGAGAUUGUCACUAUUGUCGGGAUAAUGCUGAUAUCCCGGUGGUGGGGAUGGGUCAGGGAAGGGAUUUGGGGAAUGGCCCAACAUUGGCCCAUUGGUGAUGGAUGUUGUGUGUGUGUGUGUUCAUUCUCUAAGUAGUUAAUCAGCGCUGGGGACGGGCUGUAUGCAGGUCAGAAGUAGGGCUUCAAGGAAAGGCUCACUGUUAUGAAAAGCGUUGCCUCGUGCGUCCUAUAACCCAGGCCCUGAAUUAUCGAAUAUUUGUAAAUUAAGUUGACACUUUAACUGAAGCACAAACAUGAGAGCUUCCAUGCUACACAGAGAUGCUCCCGAAGACAUGAGCUCUUGCACGAGGCAGAAGUCAAAACUGAGUAAAUCUUUGAAACUCUGGAGGUUGAUGCGUAACCGCCACUGUCAGAGCCCGGCAGAUGUGUUUCACGUGUUCUGAGCCGCACUAACUCCUUCACAACAUUUUUUGGGGGCGAUGACUCCACAAUCUAGAUAAUCACAGCUUGAGAUAACUUGAGGCGCUGCAUCCGACUGCUUGGAACAGUGGAGGAAGUUGUCUAAGACUCGUGGCUACCAUCAGGCGCCAACCUGAGCCAUAACGUUAAGUUGAAACAAUGCAGUCUAGCUUUCUCCCAGCCCAGCGCUACUCACCCACCGCACGAGAACACUCAUAACACAGCGAGUCAGAACAGUGCAGCACAGCAUCAACUCUCUUACCCCAAUGCUGUUCACAGCACAACACAGGAAUCAUAACACAGCGAUCUCAAGCAAUGCAACCUAGGAUAUGCCCAGCCCAGCGCUGCUCCCUCACAGAAGAACACACCCUCCUUACUUAGUCUGUGGCUGAGUGCCAAGGCGAGUCUUCAGCUCCAGUGACGACAGAAAAGCCCCAAGAAAAUGUCAUAGAAGGAGAGUGUCGAAGAAUGCUUUUAAGAGUAGCCGUCGGAAGCAACUCCUUCAGGGUAAAGUCAUAUAGGGAAGAAAGUGCCAGAGAGGGUUCUGAGGAGGAGUUGGAACAGGAAGAAGAAAAAGAAGAGGAAGAGGCAGGUCUUUAAGGAUACUGUCAUACCACAAACGUUAUUUUAUUUUUUGAAGGAGCAGAAAUCUUCGAGAGAAAUGCUGCCGCUGAGUAGGAACCUUUCUUGUGAAUAAAUCUGAUGUUGUGGAGCGACUCUGAGCUGACGCGUGAGUUUACUACGAGUAGUAAAGUUUUUCUCGCGUCUACAACUAUCUGCUUGUUUCACCAUCACCUCACGUCUACAACUACCAGCCUACUACCACCUCACGUUUACAACUAUCUACUUGUUUCACCAUCACCUCACGUCUACAACUACCAGCUUACUACCACCUCACGUCUACAACUACCAACUCUAACACCACCUCACACCCAAAACUGCCUAGACUUUUAUAAACACUACCCGAGACCCAAUUCGUCAAAGUUUUUAGGCUAAAUAAGGUGCUCUAAUAAUAUAAGAUAGUGUCUCCUCCCUACAGUAAUAACACGAGAAGAUCGCUUCCAAAUUGUUAUAAAAAAUCCACUAAAACUUCAUCAUAACUACCUGCAUUCUCUCAGCCUCAGUUAAGGGUAAAAAAAAUACUGUGAGAAUAUUUGAGCAUUCAGACCAGGUCCCCAUCAGUUCGGCGCCUUAGGGGCAGGGGGGGAUACAGCCAGAUCACGUCCGUAAUUUUUCACGCGGAAUAAUUUAAUGAGGAGCCGCCAGUAUAUAUCGUAAAUACGGCCCACACACACACACACACACACACACACACACACACACACACACACACACACACACACGUACACACACACACACACACGUACACACACGUACACACACACACGUACGUACAUACGUACGUCAACCUUUUUCCACGUGAGGAAAUAUUUCUGGAAACAUUUAGAGAUGUGAGUAUGAUAAUGUGAUGUGUUGAUUAAGAUAUGUGGAAAUACUUUGAGAUGUGGCCGUAAUAAUGUUAUAUUUGGAAGUAUUUAGAAAUGAGAAUAUAAUUUAUCGACAAUUUAGGAUGAAGUGAGGUUAGCUGAACCAACCGUACUGGCUCAUACCUUACCUGCCUACCUACAGUACCUGUUUAUUUCUACAUGGGAUCACGUGAAGAGUAGCCACCCACUUAACCUAACCUAACCUAACAUGACCUUCGUGUUUAUAUCUCUAGAUUUUCGAUUUCAUUACUUAUUAACAUCUGUAUUAUUAAUUACAAGUAAAAAACGUGAGAGGAGGAGGUGGACGUCACCAGAACUGAAGGUAUCCUCGACACGCCACACUCAGCGUCCAGAUCUUAAGAUUCGUCACACAGCCACUGUAUCAGAUUUCAGCGGCAACGAGCAAGAAAAGUUUUAUAAUUAUUGAAAUGAAAUCUAAUGAAACCAACCGAGUGAUUAUAUAGAAUUACUCCGUAAUAAUACUAAUAUAACUAAUUCCACGCAAUUUUACAACGGCACCAACGUAUUCUAUCACGCAUAUAAAUUUAUCUCAUUGUGAUAUUUUUCAGAUAAUAGCGUUGAGUCCCACGUGUAAGUACACUACCAGAAAAAUGUACAGAGGGAUAUAGAAUGAGGGAUCACCAGAAGACUAGACACCGCAGCGUAUUUCACCUUGAGACUAACUUAACCUAACACAACACAGGCAGCGUUAAGGUGUUUAAUAAUCAGUAGAGCCGAGGUAUGGCGUCCGACCCGACCACACCCACCACCCCGACAUCGCCCUCCACCCCGACCUCCCCAACCGACGACCGGGAGGCCACCAGGGAGUGGCUGGAGAACAUCCUGGAGAAUUACCACAAGUCCCUCGCACCGAACUCUAGGCCGGACAUCGAGCUGCGUGAGUGGAGCGUUAGCCCUGCCAGUGGUGGAGAGCGAGAGGGCUACCUGUCUGAACAGCUGUCGGUAGGCGUGUCAUACAGCGCAAGGGGGCAGAACCACCACGCCCACCUCUUGGCCAAGCUCCUCCCACAGGAUCCCUUCAACCGCGCCUUCGUCAUCGAGACGCUCUUUGACCUGAGAGAGAUCAAGUUUUAUACCGAGAUCAAGCCAGCACUAGAGGGCGUAGAACGGCAGUAUCUGACGGAGGACUGCCUCAGUCUCGUCUGGACCCCAGAAUUGUAUUAUGCCAAGCACAAAGAGGCUUCAGAGUCCAUCUUGGUACUGGCGGACAUGUGUCAGCGAGGUUACAAGAUGCAAGACCUCACGGAGGGGCUGACGCUGUCGCAGGUUCAGUCGGCACUCACCACUGUGGCCAACGUUCACGCUGCUGCUCUCGCACUGCAGAUGAAGGAGAAAAAACCCCUGCAGGAGCGAUAUCCCUACUUGUUGUCGAUGGAACAAGCUGUGGAGUCCUUCAACUGCCUGGUCGAGCGAGGCCUUCCACUACUGCUCAAGUUCCUGGCAUCUCGUAAGGAUCGUGCUGCUGUCCGAGAGGGCUUACAGAGGUAUUCUGGGCAGCGCACUGUGGAAGUCCUGCGAGGUAUCCUGGCUCCUUCAGACAAACUCAACACACUAGUGCACUGUGAUUUCUGGUGCAAUAAUCUUCUCUUUAAGAAAGAGGGAGAUACCACACGCUGUUGUGUUAUUGACUGGCAGACGGUUAUGUAUGGACGACCCGCCAUAGAUGUGGCCAUGUUGCUCUGUACAUCAUUAGAAGUCUCGCAGCGACGCAAACAUCAAACAGAGCUUCUCUCACACUAUUGGGAUGCAUUUACUUCAAGACUCACCAAGUUUGGCAUCGAAAAAGCGGCUGUCAAAUAUACCGAAGAUGAUUUAAAGGGAGAUUUCAAAGCAGCACAAGCAAUGGCAGCGCUGGUGGUGGUCGGGAGUGUGGACAUCGCCCUAGGUAACGCAGCCAGAGAAGAGAGAGUCCUGGAACUUCUCACAGAUCUUCUGAACGUAGGCGUACUAUGAGGCGGAAGGGACCAGAAACCAGUUUAGAAUUAGAGCUCACUAUGUACAUAACAACUUUACUCAAUGUUGAUACAUUUAAGACCCAAAUAUACUGUAGCUUCAGGCAGCAGAACGAGCUUAACAUAAGGUGGAGCUGAAGCACAGCAUUGGCUUUUUAAACGAACGUUUUUUUCAGAUUUAUGAAAAGUAUUUUGUAAAGCUAACUGUUUUUUAGCGUUAUUAUUAGUUAGUAAUUUUUGUUCCAGUUUUGUGAAAAUGUAGUGGCUAUUCAUAUGAGUCAGUUCUUACAAGACUCUUAAAACUCACGACAAAGAUAACUAUAUUUGUAAGAAUUGACAACACGUGAAAUCUUAUAGAGAUACGAUGGUCACUACUAGCAUUAUGCAUAGAGCCACAAGUCCAGCUCAAAGUUCACAGUUGUCUUACAAAAUGUCCACAUGGUUGGGAAGGUUGGAGAGGCUUACUUUACAGCCGAGUAUUUGCUUAUUUUACUACCUGCUAGAUCCCAGUCUUCUGGCGUUGGUCUAAUUAUCUGUAUGUUUGGAUUGUGUCAAUAACAAAUGAAACUCUGUCACUUAAGGCUUCUUUGAGGUCUGUCUGUAGCUUCCCACAGUCUAUGUCAUAGGUACAGUAUAUAUUGUGCAGUUUGUAGAACCCUGAAAACUCCAUUGGAAGCUUUGUAGGAACCAGUAUGCAGCUUAUUUUAACUUAAUGAUUCAUUGAAUGAAUUUUUCUAGCUUAAUACAAUUAACCUGCAAUGUCCAGAGGCCCCUUAUCUACCAUCCAGGAAUCAGCUUGUCCAUUUCCAAGUCGACACGUGCAAAAGCCAGUGAUUUUCAGAAAAUUUAUCCCUUAAUAUUUGGCUUAUCUACAACAGGAGCCGCAGUUCACUCGAUACUGUAGUUUAUCCUGACCGAGGCUGAAACGUUCACAAAAUUGUAUAUUGUUAGGAAGCAUUGUAUCAUAGGAAAAUAAUGGCCAGGGUAUACUGUACAUCUCCAGUGUAAGAGAUACUAAGUAGGCUUUCCUUAUGUACUGUAUACGAGCAUAUAAGAAAUAUCUGUUGGUAUUGAAUAAGAGUUAAAUUCUAUUUAUAUCUUUUUAUAACAAAAAUGAAAUUGAUAUUUAAUGGACGUUUGCUAUUUUUUGAAUGUAUUUCCCUAAAGCAAUUCCUGGAAGGGGAUUGGCUGGCAACGAUUUCCUCCUCCCGCCAUUAAGUGUUGGUGUUUACAGUGGAAACGAGAUGUGAAUAUGGUUACAGUCUUCAGUUAUAAACAAGUUUGGAGACAUCAUCAUCCUGUAACAACACUAAAAAUAAUCCCAGGAUGUAGAAGUGGAGUUUAGAGCGUGAGUCAAUAGAGAUAUAGUGUGGGUGACAGACGUAAUGUGAUACUAGGCUGAAUGUAUGUUUUUUUUUCUUUUUUCUUUUGUGUGUGUAUGUGUGUGUGUGACAUGAGGUACAGUAUGUGGUGAUGAGACUGAUGUUGCAUACUAGACUGGUAAUGAUCGUAAAAGAUGUUCGUUGAGGUAUAAGCUGAAGAGACAUGAACGAUUGAGUACUCAUAUUUUCUAUGUAGUUGAUGAAGGACCAACUUUGAGAUAAGUCUACUACACUUUGUCUCAUGUUCACAAUACAAUGCUGUUAUAAU
This is a messenger RNA of Homarus americanus (American lobster), 5609 nucleotides long. RefSeq lists its product as uncharacterized. The record is from RefSeq and is a predicted model, not a curated record. The transcript is spliced from 4 exons. NCBI's taxonomy places the organism in Eukaryota, Metazoa, Arthropoda, Malacostraca, Decapoda, Nephropidae. The coding region runs from base 2728 to 3960 and encodes 410 amino acids.